AAAAUUGUCGAUCUGAGGUUCUAGUCCCUUCUGGCUUUCCGUUCUUCAGGCCCGGCUGACGAAGCUGAGGCCGCCAUAUUGAAUGAACGACCCGGCUUCAGAGGGGGUUGUUGUGGUCCGGAAGGUUUAGCCCCCGAACCCGAGCGGCUCCAGCGACAAGCAAUAUGCUAAGGAUACCUGUAAGAAGGGCCUUAAUGGGCCUUUCUAAGUCUCCCAAAGGAUGUGUUCGAACAACUGCCACAGCAGCAAGCAACUUGAUUGAAGUAUUUGUUGAUGGUCAGUCUGUCAUGGUGGAACCAGGAACAACUGUCCUCCAAGCUUGUGAGAAGGUUGGCAUGCAGAUCCCCCGAUUCUGUUAUCAUGAAAGAUUAUCUGUUGCUGGAAAUUGCAGAAUGUGCCUUGUUGAAAUUGAGAAAGCUCCUAAGGUUGUAGCUGCUUGUGCCAUGCCAGUAAUGAAAGGUUGGAAUAUCCUGACAAAUUCAGAAAAAUCCAAGAAAGCAAGAGAAGGCGUGAUGGAGUUCUUAUUAGCAAACCACCCACUGGACUGCCCUAUUUGUGACCAAGGAGGUGAAUGUGAUCUGCAAGACCAGUCCAUGAUGUUUGGAAAUGAUAGGAGCCGAUUUUUAGAAGGGAAGCGUGCUGUGGAGGACAAGAACAUUGGGCCAUUGGUAAAGACCAUCAUGACUAGAUGUAUACAGUGUACUCGCUGCAUUAGGUUCGCAAGUGAAAUUGCAGGAGUAGAUGAUUUGGGAACAACGGGCAGAGGAAAUGAUAUGCAAGUUGGUACAUACAUUGAAAAGAUGUUCAUGUCUGAACUGUCUGGGAAUAUCAUUGAUAUCUGCCCUGUAGGUGCCCUAACCUCUAAACCUUAUGCCUUUACUGCUCGGCCUUGGGAAACAAGAAAGACAGAAUCAAUUGAUGUCAUGGAUGCAGUUGGAAGUAAUAUUGUGGUUAGCACAAGAACUGGAGAAGUAAUGAGGAUUUUGCCACGUAUGCAUGAGGACAUUAAUGAAGAGUGGAUCUCUGAUAAAACCAGAUUUGCUUAUGAUGGGCUAAAACGUCAAAGACUUACGGAGCCGAUGGUCAGAAACGAAAAGGGUCUUUUAACCUAUACCUCCUGGGAGGAUGCACUCUCUCGUGUAGCUGGAAUGUUGCAGAGUUUUCAAGGCAAAGAUGUGGCAGCAAUUGCAGGUGGCUUGGUGGAUGCUGAAGCCCUAGUAGCUCUCAAAGAUUUGCUCAAUAGAGUGGACUCUGACACCUUAUGCACUGAAGAAGUCUUCCCCACCGCAGGAGCUGGCACAGAUUUGCGUUCCAAUUAUCUUCUUAAUACUACAAUUGCUGGAGUGGAAGAGGCAGAUGUUGUCCUUCUGGUUGGUACAAAUCCACGUUUUGAGGCACCACUAUUUAAUGCUAGAAUUCGAAAGAGUUGGCUUCAUAAUGAUCUAAAAGUGGCCCUUAUAGGUAGUCCAGUGGACCUCACUUACACAUAUGACCACCUGGGAGACUCCCCCCGAAUUCUUCAAGACAUUGCUUCUGGUAGCCAUUCAUUUAGCCAGGUCCUAAAGGAAGCUAAAAAACCAAUGGUGGUUUUAGGCAGUUCUGCACUCCAAAGAAGUGAUGGAGCGGCAAUUCUUGCAGCUGUUUCCAACAUCGCACAAAAGAUUCGGAUGACUAGUGGUGUUACUAGUGAUUGGAAAGUUAUGAACAUCCUUCAUAGGGUUGCGAAUCAAGUAGCUGCUUUGGACCUUGGCUAUAAAGCAGGGGUGGAAGCAAUUCGCAAGAACCCGCCUAAAGUACUGUUUCUCCUAGGAGCAGAUGGAGGUUGUAUCACACGACAGGAUUUGCCAAAGGAUUGUUUUAUUAUUUAUCAAGGACAUCAUGGUGACGUUGGAGCUCCCAUAGCUGAUGUCAUCUUCCCAGGAGCUGCUUACACAGAGAAAUCUGCUACUUAUGUCAAUAUGGAGGGCAGAGCUCAGCAGACUAAAGUAGCAGUGACACCUCCUGGCUUGGCAAGAGAAGAUUGGAAAAUUAUAAGAGCCCUUUCUGAGAUUGCAGGUAUAACUCUUCCAUAUGAUACUCUGGAUCAAGUGAGGAACAGAUUGGAGGAAGUCUCUCCUAAUCUUGUUCGAUAUGAUGAUGUUGAAGGGGCUAACUACUUUCAGCAGGCAAAUGAACUGUCCAAGCUAGUGAACCAGCAACUUCUUGCUGACCCACUUGUUCCACCUCAGCUAACCAUAAAAGACUUCUACAUGACAGAUGCCAUUAGCAGAGCCUCCCAGACAAUGGCCAAGUGUGUCAAAGCUGUCACAGAGGGUGCCCAGGCAGUAGAAGAGCCAUCCAUUUGCUGAAAUGUUUAUUAGGGAUUGGGUUUUGCUACAAAUAAUUAAUGUACAGUUAAAUUGGAGUGAUCUCUUAUAGGUUUAUCUCUUUUUAAAAACAAAAUCUGAAUAAUAUACUAUUUGAGAUUAUACUCUGCUUGUUUGAAAAUGAUAUUGCAGUUAUCAAAGAACUUCAUAGUUUCAAAA
This is a messenger RNA of Otolemur garnettii (small-eared galago), 2525 nucleotides long. It is a transcript of the gene NDUFS1, whose product is annotated as NADH:ubiquinone oxidoreductase core subunit S1. Lineage: Eukaryota; Metazoa; Chordata; Mammalia; Primates; Galagidae. The record is from RefSeq and is a predicted model, not a curated record. Gene Ontology annotation, cellular component: membrane. Gene Ontology annotation, biological process: ATP synthesis coupled electron transport. Gene Ontology annotation, molecular function: NADH dehydrogenase (ubiquinone) activity; iron-sulfur cluster binding. The transcript has 19 exons. Bases 165 to 2348 code for a protein of 727 amino acids.